AGGAGGCGGCGGUUGCGGUGGCGGCGCCGCCGGCUCCCGCCGCCCCCUUCACCCCCGGCCCCGCGUCCCCAUGGCCGGGCAGGAGUGGGACUGGUUCCAGCGCGAGGAGCUCAUCGGGCACAUCAGCGACAUCCGAGUGCAGAACCUCCAAGUGGAACGGGAAAAUGUACAGAAGAGGACCUUUACCAGAUGGAUAAACCUGCAUUUGGGAAAGUGCAAGCCUCCUUUGAAAGUGAAAGACUUGUUUAUUGAUAUACAAGAUGGAAAAAUCUUGAUGGCGCUCCUGGAAGUCCUGUCAGGACAAAAGUUGAUGCACGAAUACAAAUCUUCAACCCAUCGCAUUUUUCGUUUGAACAACAUAGCCAAAGCACUUAAGUUCUUGGAGGACAGUAAUGUAAAGCUUGUUAGCAUCGAUGCAGCAGAAAUAGCAGAUGGAAAUUCCUCUCUGGUUCUUGGACUAAUAUGGAAUAUAAUCUUGUUUUUUCAGAUUAAGGAGCUGACAGGCAACCUCAACAGGAACUCCUCCUCCUCCAGCCUGUCCUCUGGGCCCAGUGGUCCAGAGUCAGACACAUCCCCCAGCACUCCCAGCGUGGAGAGAAACAUGUCUAUUACAGUGAAGGAUCAGCGGAAAGCCAUCAGGGCCCUUCUAAUCUGGGUUCAGAGGAAAACCAGAAAGUACGGUGUUGCAGUUCAGGACUUUACCAGCAGUUGGAGGAGUGGCCUUGCUUUCUUAGCCAUCAUAAAAGCCAUAGACUGCACUUUGGUGGACAUGAAGCAAGCACUGGAGAAAUCAGCACGAGAAAACCUGGAGGAUGCUUUCAGCAUAGCACAGAAUAAGCUGGGUGUUCCUCGGCUCCUCGAACCAGAAGAUAUCAUGGUGGAAUCACCUGAUGAGCAGUCAAUCGUCACAUAUGUGGCACAAUUUCUGGAGCACUUCCCGGAGCUGGAAGGGGAAGACUUUACAGAUCCUGACAAGGAGCUUCCAAUUGAGUCCACAUACGUCCACAUCAAAGACACACCGUCAGAAAAGGAAGGCAAAAUCUUGAUUUUAACUGGAAGUGAAGAAAACAUGUAUACUGUUAAUCAUGAGAGGAGUCAUCCUGCUCCUCCAAAGGUCCAUAUUCAUGACAUCCCUGAGAGAAUCCCCUCAGAAACCACUGCUGAAAAUUGUAAUGGGAAAUUGAGUCAAGUGUUAGGUGAUUCACAGGAAACACCUGAAGAAGAGCCUCAGAGGCCUACCUCACUGAAAAUCACAGGAUCUGUCAGUUUUGAAUCCAGUUCCUCUUGGGAGGUUCUAAGUGAUAAAUUCGUGUCAGGUGAAGGGGGCAUCUCUGAUGACCAACUGAAACAGAACAAUGACGUUUCUCCAACUGUUCUGACAGAUCAGAAAAAUUCUGUCGACUCUUUUGAAGAAUACUCUGAAGAAUUAACUAAAGAAACCCCCACUGAAUAUGACAACGAAACUAAGAGCCUUUCAGCCAAUACUUCUUCUUUGAGUCCAUUAUCCUGGACUUCAGGUAUACUUACAGAUGAUUCUAUUAAUAAAGUAGAAGAGAGCAAACCCCAGUCUUCAAUUCUUUUACCAGAAGAUACCUCAAAACAAGAAGAUACGCAUAAGUAUGUUCUUCAUCUCCUAAAUGAGGAAAUACAGAAACAUCCAGAAGAUGAACAUACAAAGGAAUCACCUGCCUUCGAGACAACAGAAACAAGCCCUUGUUCACUGAAUAGUUCUAAUCUCGAAAGCCAAGAACUGUCUACACAGCAUGAAACAUCUGACGACUCUCUCUCAGAUGUGCCUAAAACUCCAGAUGACCUGGACAGUUGUGAUGAAGUUGAGCCUUCAGCUGAAGCGUUACCCAGUUCUUCCAAAGUAUCUGUAAUACCCCAUGAUCUCUUUUACUACCCACAUUAUAAUGUCCCUAUAUCAGCAGUUCUGAACGCUUACCUGGAGCCGUGUAUCGAAGGUUAUGACACUGGAAGUGGCAAAGCUUCUUCUGAAACAGUAAAGGAUGUUUUACACGACAAGAGCUUACCAGAACAGAACUACAAGGAAGAUGCUCCAGAGCCAGACUUAGAGAAUAAGCCAAGCGCCCCUCCAUCAGAAACAGAUACUGAGAACAGCGAGGAGGAAACUGAAAAUAUUAACAGCCACAUGAAUUCUUCUGAUGAAAAAGAAGUGCCAUUACUAUUAGAAGAGUUAGAAAUUGAAGAAGAUGGCAAUGAGGCCACCAACGAUCAAGAUUCCACUAUUCCACAAAACCUUGAGGCCAUAGUAGAACCUCUAGAGGAUUUAUCAAUAGCCAUAAAGACACCAGAAGAAAGUAGUAAUAGGGAAGAGGAAGGGGAAAAUGUGAUCAAAGAAGAUUUGCAGAUCUCAGAAGUCGACACUACUACUCUAUCGCAAGAUAAUCUGCAAGAAAUUGCUGAAUGUCAGGAAUUUACCAGAACCGGUGACAAUGAUGCCAACGUUUAUCUCCGAAAAAGGUCUCCUAAUGCUUCUGAGGAGGAAACUUAUGGUGUAAACCAGCAGAUGACAGAUAUGGGGGAAAGUACAUUAAUCAUCAGGAAGAAAAAGGACUCAGAAGCAAGUGAAGCUCCACCACCAACUCAUGAGAUGACAAUUUUUGAACAGCCAGAGCUAUUUUACUUCAUCAUUUUCUUCUGGGUGCUGAUCUACUGCCUUUUACUCCUUCCACAGCUUCUUAGUAACAAAGUUUGAUUUGUGUGAGGUGUGGAAAAAUAAAGGAUGGUGGCUGGAUUGCUUUGUGUAUCUGCAUAUGAAUAUGUUCCUUCAGGUGAAGCACAAACAGAAAUCCAGGACCUGGUAUUUGCAUUUAUUAUCAGGUUGUCCUCAAUUCCUCUACUGUUGUGCUAUGACAGUGUCAAAGCACGUUUUAUAUUAUGAUAAUUGUGUAAAUAUAUAUAAAAAUGACCUGAUUUAGUAGACGCAAUUUUGUACAUUUGUGCCUUGCUUUAUAAGAUGCUAAAUAAAACCAGAUAAUUAUCAGUAGAAAUAUGAACAAUUCAGAGCUCUAGUCUUCAAAAAUUAUUCUUCUGGCUUCAUUUUCUUAUGUAGGGCCUGAUAGCUGUGGAAGAGGGGUGGUGUUGACUUGCCUCUGGAUCUGGCCACCUGCAAAGGCAAGGCUAGAAUUGCUUCUUCAUGUUUUCCAUGGAAUGAUAUGAAAGAAUUGGAGGCAGAGCAGAGCUACAGGUGGUAAAACACCCAUCAGGAAUUACAGUUCCAGUAGCAAAACCAGUGGAGCAGCAAAAUCAGGUUGAGGGUUUAUUGGGGUAGAAGAGUUUGAUUUUCUUAGGAUUUAAAUUCGCUUUUGUCCUGCACCUUUUGUUAUGUUUGAUUUGAAGGAAUAGUUUGGGUGUGGAGAAGUGUGAAGCACAUACACGCUCACUGCUUCACAGGAGUGGUCAUAUGGGAAAUCCUAGCCCAGAAACUAAAGUUUUUUUAAAAGUACCUCAGUGCUUCUGAGUCUGCUUCUGCUUCAUUUUCCCUACUGCUUUUACUUACCAGAUCAUGUGAAAAUGUCUCUUUUUUGAAGAUACAAAAAAUAAUAGGUCACCUAAUUUGCUGAGGCUACUGUUAAGGCACAAGUGUAUGGUAAAAGGAUUAGAAAUAGCCUUUAAGUGUCCAAAUCAAUAGAAAAAGAAAUUACACAUGUAAAACUAAAUACAGAGAAAUGCUGACAGCCAGCAUUGAUUUUCUAGUGCAACUAAAGAGACUCACGUGGCUUUUCCAUAGGCACAGUUGAGCCACUUCUGCCUCAUGUAAUUUUUGUCCACAUCAGUGAUCACUUUAGGAUAUUUGAUUUAGGAUUUUUGCCAGACAAGGUGUAACUCAUGCUUUGGAGGACAAAAGAGAAGUCUUCUAAUUCAAUUUAUUAGCUGUAACUUUUCUCUGUGUGACUUUUAGUGAAGUCACUACUUUUCAUUGACACAUUUUUAGUUCCAUAGUAUGCUUUAUGAGACUACAUCAUGCUUCCACCUGGAAAUUCAGAAGGUUGGCUUCAAACUGCUUCAUAGCAUGAGGAGUUUCAUCAUUUUAGACUGAGUGAAAAAUCACAUGGCUAUAAGUUUUAUGUACUUUGUUGUAGCGUAAGGUGUAGCCCUACCCUGGCUAAGUUUUCAGAUGAACUAAUAGUACAUGGGAUCAGGGCACAUCAGAAUAUAUACUAAUUUAUUUGCAGGUAUUUAAAACAUGUUUGUAGUAAUGUUAUCUUCUAAGGUAAUCCUAACCAUCCAUCACACUUCAUUCUUCUUCAUAAGCUUUUUGUUCCCCUGGGAUUUCUUUCUUCUGAGCUGCAGUUAGAAUCCAACAGCAAUAUGGCUCAACAGGAGAUCUUAAACAUUGAAAAUAAAAAUCUAAACAUUUCAAGAGAAAGCUGAAGUCUUUCCAAAAGAAAACCUUUACUUUUGAAGAUGCUUUCUGGAAGUAGGCUAAAACAGAAUUUUGAAGGAUUAGUGGUUUUCCCUCUGAAAGAAUAAAACUUAAUACAAGAAACAUGAUAUCUUUACCCUUAAAACCAGGGAAUACUAGGUUGGGAUACAGCAUCUAUUUAAUUGCAGUAAGUAGCAGUGUACACUAGUUUGGAGUGAAAGUGUUGACAGCUCUUCAUUAUGUUCCACUCUUCAAAGGCUCCUUUGGUUUAUGACAACCUUUUCUGAUUCCUUCUGUCUUUACUCUCUGAUCCUUCCAUAUUUACUGAUUUUCAGCAGAGGUUAUCUGGAGUUGGAUUAGAGUCUCUUCAUAGAACUUUAUAGCUAUCAAAGUUCAAUCAAGUCAAGUAUGCUCCCUUCUGUCUUCUCUCCUUCCUUCUAAGAAUAUUAAUCAGAAUGAGGAGCUCUUUGGAUGUCUUAUCCAUCCAUGAAGAAUGGAAAGGUGGGAAUGCACUGAUGCUGGCCAUUUCAUUACACAGUAUUUUCAUCCAAGAGGGAAAAAACUCAAGGUUUUCUUUGUUACCUCCCACUGAUGAACAGUGACUGAAACAUUGAAACGAGCAGUUUAAAUGUUAAACAGCAUCCAGCAGUUGUCUUGGUCAUCUCACCCAGUGUUUAAGCCCAUACACACUAUUCAUCCUAUCCCAUUGAGAGACAGAGAUUGCUUCCUCCAUCCAAAACAGAUGAAAAAGAAAUACUAAAUUAGUCCAUGAUGCUUGGUGUUAUGUUGCUUUCCAUUUUGGUUGUAGGUUUGCUAUAACAGAGGUAGUGUACCUUACCCAGCCAUUCCUUUAGUGAGAAGAUCAAAGGUGAAGAGUUAAGAGUGAUGAUACUGGUAUUGUCAACUGUGCAUUUAAAAAAAAGUCUGAACUCUUCAGGAGUUUUGCCUUUACCUGGACCUGCAAAGAGUGACAUCUGCAUAAGGAGCAGUUUCCCCCCACUUAAAUUGACUUGUGAGCCUGCACCUCUUCUUCCACAGUCCAAGAUCCAAUCCCUCAAUGCAAAUGCCCUGUUCUGAAAACAUUGCUUGUUGUUGGGCUUUGUGGCCUAUUCCGAGCUAUCAUCUAAAAGCCUGAUUGUGAAACAUUCCCUGUGGCAAAGCCUAUUUUAACUUGCUGCCUAGAGGACUGGCUUGAGGCAGUGGGAGGUUAAAGGCUGAUGGGCAGUCUGUUGUCUACCCAUUUUCCAGUAGAUAUGUCCACUGUCCGAAUAAGGAAGUUUUUCCUGAAUUUUUGACUGGGUUUUUGAAAAACGCCAACCUUGAACUGACUACAUUUGGUAUUUUGAUUUAGCAGCAGAAUUCAGAUGCACAAGGGUACUGAUCUGUUAAGACUGUUUGUAAAACCCACUGGUUUUGAGCAAAUGUGGGUAGCAGAUUAUUGUGAAGUGUAAGUGUCAGGAAGUGUUUGAGGAUCACUGGAUAAAGGAUGUUUGGUGUUCACAGAAGCACCAUUAAAGGCCAGCUAUAAAAGGAUGGCUCAAUGUCAUUGUAGUCCUGUAACUUAACUGCAAAGUGUUUCAUUGUGAUUUUAUAGAAAGUGCAAGGAAAGAUACACUAUUAAAGACAGAACCCCACAAAACAUUUAUGGGGCUGAUGACUUAGAGCUGGGGAAAUGAGUUAAACAGUCACAUAAACUACAAACUGACACGGAUAUAGCCUUUGCCAAAUUGUAGGAAAUUUUCAGUACAAAUGUAGGGGAAGCACAGAUUACAGUAAAAAAUGACAAUCAGUUUUCAAUGCCAUGAAUAUUUUUGAGGGAUUGAGCUCUAAAAUGUAUUUUUAUUGAGUUUCUAGAUUGUAAUGAAUGUGUCUACAGAAUUUUAUGCAGAGCUUGAGAGUUCAGCUGUUUGAAAAUGAUUUUUUUUUAUAUAGCAGUGAUUAUUUUAUCUAUAUAUUUAAUAGAACUGUAAAACCAUUUUAAGAGUACCUGUAAAAUUCUGUGUAUGUGAUACAAUUAUUUAUUAAUUAUGACUCAUGAGCAUUAAGCUAUGCAUUGGUUGUGUCAUCCAUUUGAAAACUGGAAACUGCAAGCAGGCGAAGAGUUUUUAAUGAACAGCAGACUUGAAAAGCAGGGGAAAUGAUUGAAUACAAUUGUGUGAUUCUUAAAGCUGCAUAGCAAUAUGUCAUUUUGUAAUGUUAAACUUUCAGCUACAGUUGCAAAAUAUACUGAGUGAUUAAGCUACUUUCUUCCAUUAAAACUUCCGGAAGCUGAAA
Messenger RNA from Myiozetetes cayanensis, 6664 nucleotides. It is a transcript of the gene CLMN, whose product is annotated as calmin. The record is from RefSeq and is a predicted model, not a curated record. The coding region runs from base 71 to 2719 and encodes 882 amino acids. Gene Ontology annotation, molecular function: actin filament binding. The transcript is spliced from 13 exons. Lineage: Eukaryota; Metazoa; Chordata; Aves; Passeriformes; Tyrannidae. Gene Ontology annotation, cellular component: nuclear outer membrane; meiotic nuclear membrane microtubule tethering complex; cytoplasm. Gene Ontology annotation, biological process: nuclear migration.